This is a messenger RNA of Mastomys coucha (southern multimammate mouse), 4190 nucleotides long. RefSeq names its product unc-13 homolog D (gene Unc13d). NCBI's taxonomy places the organism in Eukaryota, Metazoa, Chordata, Mammalia, Rodentia, Muridae. The transcript is spliced from 32 exons. The coding region runs from base 395 to 3679 and encodes 1094 amino acids. The record is from RefSeq and is a predicted model, not a curated record.
GAUCUAGGGCCCAUUCAGAAACUCUUAGGUCGAACACCACAGGGCUCGGUCGGGGUCCCCGGCCCAGGCAUAACUGAGGCGGCAGCUGCCUUAGCCUGGCCUCACCCCUUGCCAGGAGCUCUGGACUCGCCCCCCGGGCGGGGGGGGGGACGGUGGGUGGGGCUUGCCUGCCCACUGGGCCCACUUUCUCCUGGAUGAGGAAGAUCUGGCAGGGAUCAAGGCUGAAGGGAGCUGCUGGGAGCCUAGAGAAGGCCCCACCAAGGCAGCGACACCCUGACCCUUCCACCCCUCCACCCUCCGUGUAGCCUGGGGCUCUUUGCAUCACCCUGCAGCUUCCUUGUUUCCGCCCGGCAGCCAGGGGGUGGCUGAAGAGUGAAGGGCAGAGCCAACCACCAUGGCGACACACCUCUUCCACCCCCAGCGGCGCCCUCCACUCUUGCGCCAGGCCAUCAAGAUAAGGCGCCGCAGGGUCAGAGACCUGCAGGAUCCACCGCCCCAAGCCACCCAGGAGGUAGGAGUCCAGGUUCAGUCCCACCAUUUCUCCCCAGAGGAGAGGGACCUGCUGUAUGAGGAAGCCCUCUAUACUGUCCUGCACCGCCUGGGUCAGCCAGAGCCCAACCAUGUGAAGGAGGCCUCGGAACUGCUGAGCUAUCUGCAGAAGGCUUUCCAGGUGCAACCCGAGGAGCACCAGCAGAUGCUGCAGCGUGUCAGGGAGCUUGAGAAGCCAAUAUUUUGUCUGAAGGCAACAGUGAAACAGGCCAAGGGCAUUCUGGGCAAGGAUGUCAGCGGGUUCAGCGACCCCUAUUGCCUGCUGGGCAUCGAGCAGAGGGUUGGUGGACCAGAGGGCAGCCCUGUGUCCCGACGUCGGCAGAAGGCAGUGGUGAGGCACACCAUCCCUGAAGAGGAGACCCAUCGCACCCAAGUCAAGAGCCAGACCCUGAAUCCUGUCUGGGAUGAGACUUUUAUCUUGGAGUUUGAGGACAUAGCCAAUGCAAGCUUUCACCUGGACAUGUGGGACCUGGACACUGUGGAGUCAGUCAGGCAGAAGCUCGGGGAGCUCACGGACCUGCACGGGCUCCGGAGGAUCUUUAAAGAAGCUCGGAAGGAUAAAGGCCAGGAUGACUUUCUGGGGAACGUGGUUCUGAGGUUGCAGGACCUGCGCUGCAGGGAGGACCAGUGGUUUCCGCUAGAGCCCUGCACAGAAACCUACCCAGACCGCGGCCAGUGCCACCUCCAAUUCCAAUUCAUUCACAAGAGGAGAGCCACGGUGGCCAGCCGCUCCCAGCCUAGCUACACUGUCCACUUUCACCUACUGCAGCAGCUGGUGUCCCAUGAAGUCACACAGCACCAGGCCGGCAGUACCUCCUGGGACGCGUCACUGAGUCCCCAGGCCAUUACCAUCCUCUUUCUCCACGCCACUCAGAAGGACCUGUCGGACUUCCACCAGUCCAUGGCGCAGUGGUUGGCCUACAGCCGCCUCUACCAGAGCCUGGAGUUCCCCAGCAGCUGCCUCCUGCAUUCCAUCACCAGCAUAGAGUACCAGUGGAUCCAGGGCAGACUCAAAGCAGAACAGAGGGAGGAGUUGGCCACCUCCUUCACAUCCCUGUUGGCCUAUGGCCUUUCCCUCAUCCGGAAGUUCCGCUCCGUCUUCCCCUUGUCUGUCUCUGACUCCCCAUCCAGGCUGCAGUCCCUCCUCAGAGUCUUGGUUCAGAUGUGCAAGAUGAAGGCCUUUGGAGAACUGUGCCCAGACAGUGCCCCACUGCCCCAGCUGGUUUCUGAAGCUCUGCGGAUGGGCACAGUUGAAUGGUUUCACCUGAUGCAGCAACACCAUCAGCCCAUGGUACAGGGUAUCUUGGAGGCUGGCAAGGCCUUGCUAAACCUGGUACAGGAUGUUACGGGUGACCUGUACCAGUGCCGUCACACAUGGAACAAGAUUUUCCACAAUGUCCUCAAGAUAGACCUGUUCUCCGUGGCCUUCCUGGAGCUGCAGUGGCUGGUGGCCAAGAGGGUACAGGACCACAUUGCGGCGGUUGGCAACCUUGUCUCUCCAGAGAUGGGAGAGAGUCUGUUUCAGCUGUAUGUUGGCCUGAAGGAGCUCUGCCAGUUGAGCCCUGGACCCACAGACAGCCAUGAAGUCCUGGCCCUGGAUGGUUUCCACCGCUGGUUCCAGCCAGCCAUCCCCUCCUGGCUGCAGAAGACUUACAGCGUUGCUCUGGAGCGGGUGCAGCGUGCAGUACAGAUGGACUCGCUGGUACCCCUGGGUGAACUGACCAAGCACAGCACUUCUGCCGUGGAUCUGUCCACCUGCUUUGCCCAAAUUAGCCACACUGCCCGGCAGCUGGACUGGCCAGAUCCCGAGGAGGCUUUCAUGAUCACGGUCAAGUUUGUGGAGGACACGUGCCGGCUGGCCCUGGUCUACUGUAGCCUUAUAAAGACCCGGGCCCGAGAGCUGUCUGCAGUUCAGAAGGACCAGGGCCAGGCAGCUGACAUGCUCUGUGUGGUGGUAAAUAACAUGGAGCAACUACGGUUGAUCAUUGACAAGCUGCCCACUCAGCUGGCAUGGGAGGCACUGGAGCAGCGGGUUGGGGCUGUGCUGGAGAAGGGACAGCUGCAGAACACGCUGCAUGCUCAGCUGCAGGGCGCCUUGGCCGGGCUGGGCCAUGAGAUCCGUACUGGUGUCCGUACCCUGGCAGAGCAGUUGGAGGUGGGCAUUGCCACACACAUCCAGAAACUCAUCGGUGUCAAGGAGUCUGUUCUGCCGGAGGAUGCCAUUCUCCCCCUGAUGAAAUUCUUGGAAGUGAAGCUUUGUUACAUGAACACCAACCUUGUCCAGGAGAACUUCAGCAGCCUCCUGACGCUGCUGUGGACUCACACACUUACUGUGCUGGUGGAGGUGGCUGCUUCCCAGCGGAGCUCAUCACUGGCUUCUAGCAGGCUGAAGGUUGCCCUUGAGAACCUGGAGAUCUGCUUCCACGCUGAGGGCUGUGGCCUGCCACCAGAGGCCCUGCACACUGACACCUUCCAGGCUCUGCAGAGUGAUCUGGAGCUGCAGGCGGCCUCCAGCAGAGAGCUCAUCCAGAAGUACUUCUGUAGCAGAAUCCAGCAGCAGGCUGAAACCACUUCGGAGAGGCUGGGUGCAGUCACAGUCAAGGCGUCCUACCGUGCCUCUGAGCAGAGGCUUCAUGUGGAGCUGCUCAGCGCCUCCAGCCUGUUACCCCUGGACUCCAAUGGUUCCAGUGACCCCUUUGUUCAGCUGACACUGGAGCCCAGACAUGAAUUCCCUGAACUGGCCCCCCGGGAGACCCAGAAGCACAAGAAGGAACUUCACCCACUCUUUGAUGAGACCUUUGAAUUCCUGGUGCCUGCUGAGCCGUGCCAAAAAGACUGGGCAUGCCUCCUGCUCACUGUGCUGGACCACGACACGCUGGGAGCUGACGACCUGGAGGGAGAGGCCUUCCUACCGCUCUGCAGAGUACCUGGACUGACAGGCUGUGUGGAGCCGGGCGAAACACCUCAAAUGCGCCUGCCUCUCACAUACCCUGCCCCCAAUGGGGAUCCAAUUUUGAGGCUGUUGGAGAGCAGGAAGGGUGAUCGUGAGGCCCAGGCCUUUGUGAAGCUGAGGAGGCAACGAGCCAAGCAGGCCUCCCAGCAUGCCCCCCUACAGGGCGGUAGCAGCUGAAACAAAGCCAGAGUCCUAAAAGUCUGGGGUCUUCCUCGCCAUGGGGCCUGGUGUAACACAGGGAGAACCAGGAGGUGGAGGGCCCAGGGGUCUGGACAGAACAGCCCUUUCUUGUGCCCCGGCUGUGUUCUUUGCCAUAUUCCAGCACAGAGGAACAUCUCCUGUCUCUGCCCCCCCCCCCCAAAAGCUGCUUUGGUAGGGUAGCAUAGCUCUAGGGCCAUCUGCCUUCUGGAACUGCCAGUUCCAGCUACUGGGGUGGGGCCAGACUACUGGGACCAGAGCUGUGGGCACAAACAGAGAGAGGGCUGUCAAUGCCAUCGUGGUGCAGGGGGGUGGCCAUCACAGAGGGAGGUGGGAGAAGAGGCUCUGGCUGAGGUGAGAGCUGACAGGAGGCAGGGUAGGCACAGAUGGACAGCCACAGGAGUUAGGAAUAGCCUUCCUCCCUCAGACAGCACCUGCCUCCUAGAAAUGUUCUCAGUGAAAACAAAAAUAAAACAUUAUCCACUGCCCU